CGCUGGAGCGUCAGUUGAAGCUUACUCUCUGCGGCGUUGAGAGCUCUGCUUAGUCCAUACGCGUCAAGGGAAGCGAUCGGUUUUGUUAAGCUUUUUCGGUGGAAUAUUCGGACGUGCGCGCGUGCGAUUUAUUUGAUUCGUAACUUUGCAUCGUUCAACAAUAAUAAAUGCAAUCGGACAAAAACAGACCACCAGAAGUAAUAUACGUGCAGAAGUGCAGUGUUUGCAUUUGACCGGAUUCGAUAAACCGACAGCAGGUCGUCGUGUGUGCGCGAGGUGCAUGGGUUACCAAAAGUUCAGUGUGCUUGCGCGAUUGUAAUUCGCGCGCGACAAAAACGCUAAACUCAUCAAACCGGUGCGCUCCGGUGGGGUGUGAAUUGCUGAUUCCUGCGAGGAGCGAAUUGUCGACUGAAGUGCAGUUUGAUGUGUUUUACUAUUGUCGUCUGCCUCGUAUAUGAGACGGUCCGUGCGCUGCGUUGUCCAGAUGUGGACUAAUUUUAAAAUCUUUGGGCCCGUCGUCGUCUACGCCGUAGUGGAAAGAUAUUUUUGAAUAAUCUCACCAGGAGAGAUUCACGUCGUCAUAGGCAAGCGUUGUUGGAUAUCGGUAUCGACGAGUGGACGAAGAACGAAGCAAAGAGAGCGAUAACGGAGGCAUGGGUGUGAUGCAAUGGUGAUAAGAGAUGAUAAGGUGAUAACGAAGUACAAACGGAAGUUUUGAAAUCGAAGGUGCUCUGAAGCAGUGGAAAAGUGUAACAAUCAUACAAAGUAUACAUAAAUCGGUGAAGUGCCCAACAAGCUGUUUACUUUAGCGAAGACCAACGGAAAUCGAUCGGGAGACGAAUUUCGCUGUGUUUACAGAAAAUAAAAAGUCAUAAGCGAUUCGGCUAACCCAAACAAACCGGUCAUCAGUUAUCGAGUGUUCGUCCGUUGUUGUGUGUUAACUCGCCCAGCCGGAGCAGCAUAAGUGCCAACAUUCAUUGUUAAUGCGGCUAUCUUGAUAGUGCUCCGCGCAGUAGUUGUGGUUUCCAAACAAGAAUAAGAGGCAAUUUGUUAGCCUCGUCAAGAGAAAAAAAAUCGAGCAUAUCGAAUGUGCGCGGAGUGAUUCGAAUUCAUGUGCGAAGCCGAACGGCGACAGUGAAAAGUUGUUUGAGAUUUCGAUUUUUUUUGGUAGUCGUUGCUGUUGAGUACAAGCCGUUUCGUUUGUUUUCGAUUGUUGUAGGUGAGCAACAACGUGGUGGAGAGCGGCUGCUCCUCAUCGAUCCUCGUUUGCUGGAUGUUCUGAACUGGACAGGAGAACACCCCGGACCAGAAAGGACGGAGGACGUGACUAAAUUUUAAAACAAACAAAACAUUCGUUCCGAUCCGACUGACGAGGAUCAGAAGAAGAAUUGGCGCGCUGGAAUGGAAACUGACCGUUUCUUUGCUUCUCGUUGGUGCAUUUGAAUGGGUUGUACGUGCCUGAGAGGAUCGAGGAAUAUUACUGGAACCGGCGACGCGUUUCAGCAGUAAAUUGGAAGAAACUAUCCCACGAUUCUAAAGACCAGCUGCGCCGUUCAAAACCCCCCAUAAUACACUCCUACAAAAUCAGCUUCCCAUCCAGUCCCGCCCAGUGACUACAAGUGUUCGCCAGUUCUCACAUUACCGAUCGGUAUCAGCUCGAACCCCAGAGGAGUGGACUUGUUCCAGCACUUCAUAAGCUACGGCGGAGUCGCCAUCCCGUCUAAAGUUAUACCCAAACGCCAAACCCCACCGCGAAUGUAAAGUAAUGUAAUGAGAACCCAUAAAGAGCUAAUUAUUAUUAAAUCAUCGCCGUUUUGACCAGGCAACGGGCAGCUCCCUCUCGUAGGCAGCCGUCGUUCACCGGUUAGUGAAGGGAACCAUCUCGACGACGACGAACUCGGGCGGGAAAUCGUGAUCCCAGAAAACCCGGCUGGGCUUGCAAGUUGCAACUUCGAAGUGCGGGAAAUUAAUGUGAUAAAUGUAACGGUGCUAUUUUUCUCGAAGUUACGACGUCGACGACGACGACGAAAGGUUUCGAAGAAUAGAAGAAUCUAAUAGAGUGCGGAGAGCUCGAGCCUGAGCUCGAGUGCGGCAUUUGGCUGGGCCUGUGAGUUAUGGUUGCAAAUUAUCAAUAAUAAAUAAAUUGAGGUGUAAUAAAGCAAUAAUAGGGAGUGUGGCAUCGUGUGCAAGGAAUCCAGGGUGAUUGGGAGACCGGAGUGCGGAGGUCGGUAAAAGGCAGUCGUCGACAGUUGAACCGUUUGGUCAGCAAAUUUAGUGUUUAGAGUUGUUGUUGUAUUGUGGUGGAGAAUCAAAACAUGCAUUGCUGCUAGCCGGCGUGGUUCCAGCGCAGAACAUCAGCUAACAGAGCAUUCUUUGCAACACGAUGGGAUUUGUCACAAUAAGAAUGUCACCUACAAGAAACCGCCCGACCCGCCCCAGUAGGGCACUGACCUCUUCCACCGUUCCGUUCGUGAUAGCGACAAUUCUCACAUUGCUCGCACCCCUGAUCCGGACCGAAAACGACUUCAGAUACAUUUCUUAUCAAGAUCUGCUGCCAACGUCCGACCGCUUCACGGAUGCCAACGUUACGUCAUUUUCCCGGCUGCUGUUCGAUGUGGCGCGCGAUCAAGUCAUCGUCGGUGCAAGAGACAACCUGUACCGCCUAUCGUUGCACCUGGACGUGCGGGAAAAGAUGCCCUGGGAGGUAACGCCGGCGAUGCGCAACACCUGUCUGGACAAGGGCCAAAGCGAGGAAGCCUGCCGGAACCACAUCAUGGUGCUGCAGAGCUUCGGCAACCGGGUGUACGUCUGUGGAACGUACGCCUUCAGUCCGUACUGUUCUUGGCGGCAGAUGGAAAACCUUACGGUUACGCGGUUCGACAAGGGCGUGGCCAAGUGCCCCUUCAGCCCUUUUGCGAACAAUACGGCACACAUGUCCGACAAUGGGAAACUGUACGUGGGUACUACGACGGACUUUUCUGGAUCCGAUCCGGCCAUUCUGAGGGCGGACGUUACGCAAGAGGGCAGUCGAAUGCUGCGGACCAACCAGUACAACUCCAAGUGGUUGAACGAUCCGCAGUUUGUCGGCAGUUUCGAGCAUGGAGAGUUUGUGUACUUCGUGUUCAGGGAAGCAGCGGUGGAGUAUAUCAACUGCGGUAAAAUCGUCUACUCGCGGAUAGCCAGGAUCUGCAAGAACGAUCCGGGUGGCACUCAGAUAUUGAAGGACAACUGGACGUCUUUCGUGAAGGCCAGACUGAAUUGCUCCCUGCCGGGAGACUAUCCGUUCUACUUCAACGAAGUGCAAGGCAUGGUGUAUUCACAGGAAGAAGGCGUUCUGUAUGCGACGUUCACGACUCCAGAAAACAGCAUCCAUGGAUCGGCAAUCUGCGCCUUCAACAUGUCCGCCAUCCACACUGCAUUCUCCGGAGCAUUCAAAUACCAAGAUUCUCUGGGUUCCGCGUGGCAUCGUCAAGAUGCUCAGCAUCGUGAUCACUUCGAAUGCCAUGCAGGACCAACCGCACGCCAUGUAUCGUUAAUGGACUCGUCCAAAUAUCAGCUGAUGGAUCAAGCCGUUCAACCGAUCAUCGGUCAGCCUCUUCACUACACCAAACUGGAACGGUUCAAUCACAUCGCGAUCGAUGUCAUUCCAACCAAGCUCCACGAGCGAGUUCACGUGAUCUACGUAGCAACGGACGCAGGUCUCAUCAAGAAGAUUUCCGUUCUACCACGCACGAAAACGACGUGCGUUGUUGAGAUUUGGCGACCCGAAACAAGCAGCGAAUCGAAGAUCCGAACCAUUCAGUACGUGAAGGAAACGGACUCUCUGUAUGUGGGCACGGACACGGCCUUAAGCCGAAUAUCCUCGCACCACUGCAAUCGUCACCUGUCCAGACUGAGCUGCCUGAACUCGAUGGACCCCUACUGUGGGUGGAACGAGCUCCAGGAAGCUUGUACGAUCGCACCUAACGGAGACACGUUGGCCAAAUACUGGAUACAAAAUGCUACGGAGUGUCCGGUCCUAACUGCUCCCGUUGACGGCGGGUGGUCCGCUUGGUCCGACUGGAAUAAAUGUGCACAAUCGAAUGGACAAGCUAACCCGGUUAAUGCCAACGAAGACAUUGCUGCCAACGCAGAUUCUUGCCUCUGCAGGACACGGACGUGCGACAAUCCCUCGCCUAAGAAUGGAGGCCGAUCGUGCACGGGGAUGAGCAUAGCUGUUACCAACUGUACGGUUCACGGCGGUUGGACUGACUGGUCGGCGUGGUCGGCAUGCUCGCAAACCUGCGGAAUGGCGGUCAAGACCAGACGGAGGACUUGCGGUAACCCCAAGCCCGCUCAUGGCGGUCGGGUUUGUGUAGGCCCAGACCGUGCAGAGAUCUACUGUUCCCAUCUGCCGCCGUGCCCGGCUCCGAAACAACCACCGAUCGAUGGAGGUUGGGGUCCGUGGGGAGUCUGGGGAGAGUGCAGCGCGCCUUGUGGUGGAGGAUACCGCAUUAGGAGAAGGAAGUGUGACGAUCCGACACCACAGAACGGCGGCAUGGAGUGCCCGGGAUGUCAUUUGGAUUACGAGGUCUGCAACACCCAUCAGUGUCCGGAUGUGAAGCGAACGGGAGCGUGGACACCGUGGCUGACGGUGUCCAACGGUACCCUACCGAAUGGAGGCUACGUGGAGAAGCGAUUCAGGUACACGUGCAAAGCUCCGAUUGCGGACGCGUCACUGUUGAAGAUCAGCCCGAAGGAGGAAACGAGGGUUUGCCACGCGGAUGGAUCUUGUCAGCGAUCCAGUGACGGCGCCGGUUACGGUGCCAGCGAAAACGAAGACGGUUGGGGUGAGUGGAGCUCGUGGAAUAGUUGUAGCACUUCCUGCGGCGGUGGCCAACAGUUCCGGACGAGAUCGUGUGAGAAAGGCGGGGAGUGUGACGGAAUCAACAAAAUGGCACGGGCUUGCAACACGCAGCCCUGUAAAGGUGAAUGGGGUUGCUGGAGCGACUGGUCUCCGUGUUCGGUAUCCUGUGGACUUGGAACGAGAACCCGUUCGCGCCAGUGUCUAUCGAUGUCGGGCAACGUGAUCUUCGGAAAUGACUGCGAGGGCCAAAGUACCCAGUACGAUACCUGCGAGAUGCCCAGCUGUGAUUCAUUCCUCGGUUGGGGUGAGUGGAGCGAGUGGUCCGCUUGUAACAUGGACGACGAGAAGGUUCGAACCAGGAAGUGUCUCAUACAGACGCCGGAUCUAAAGAUGUGUCAGGGCAGCGAUCGCGAGACUCGCAAGUGCCAGGUGGAAAUAAGUAAUGAAAUUUCUCACGCCCUGACAGCAGGAACCUCUUCGGUAGCGGUGAUUGUGGUCAUAGUGGUGUUCGUCAUUAUCGCUUGUUGUGCUGCAACCGUUUUCAUCACCAUACACCUGAUGAAGAAGAAAACCAAAGGCAUCAAAGCGAUCCAGGGUUCACCAUGCUACGGAUCUUACCCGAAUCAGUACUCUUCGCUGCCGACAAAAGACUACACCGAGAGCCACAAGCCGAAGCGCCAAUCCUCGUUCAACGGCCGGAACGAUGCGAGCGGUUCGAAAAUCGCCAACGGUCACACCACGCUCACCAAAUCGAACAAUGUGAACGGAGCGGUCCUUGGCAACAACACCCCCAAGGUGUUGGCCAAGUCGUUCAACGAUCCGGACACGGCCACCAUCAAGCGGAACUCCCAUGGACUGAACAACAUCCGGCAUGCGCGCCAGCUGGAGCUAGAGGAGGAGAAGUACUGACUGACCGACACCGACGAUCGGUUGCGAUCGCAAGUGGAAGUCGAGAGUGAUACGACGACGGUGUGAUUCAGGCGGAUAAAGAAGUUUGGAAAAUACUUCAAAAUUUAGGACUUAUUUUCGGUGAACAGAUUGUCGGAAAUCAGAGGAGUUGAGAAGUCAAGUUUGUAGAUAAAAGUUCAAGAUGAGUGAUUUUAAUGUUCAUGGUUUUAUAAGAGAGAGGAUCAGCAGAAUGGUUCAUGAUGAUCUCAUCUCCAGGAAGAGUCAGUGGAAAAGAAACGAAAAAUAGCAAAAUUAUUUAAUGCCAGCAACGACCGAAGCAGAAGAGAUGUGUAUAACCGUUAACAGAGACUACGCGGACUUGUAUGCAACUCGUAUGCAACAGAGUUUGAAAUAUUCCGCCAUUAGAAGAACAGUUGAAUUGGAAACGAGCCCUCACUACUUUUGUACAAUCCGUGACAAGGGAGAUCAGAGUAACACGCAUCUCCUUAGGAAUUACUCGACUCCGAAUGAACCAGGACUAGUUCUGUGAGUCAUAGACAAGUAGAAGUUACACUCUUACAUGUUUUAAAAGCUUACAGAGCAUUACUUUGCACACAAUUUCCAACACAGCACUCUAUUUCAUUAUCAUAGAACAAAUCAAUUGGACGCAAGGCUGAUGAAAUUAGAUGGAUUCGCCACUUUUUCAAUAGUAUUUCAUAGUUGAACGGUUAGAGAGAAUAUUUUACGCAACCAGAAUUGUCAAUUCUAACAGAACAAAUCGAGAACAAUCGUAAACACACGCUUCAAAUCGCAAAAUAACGAACGAGGGGCUACAACAAAUAUUUAACCAAAUGAAAACGCGUUUUACUACUUACAGACAAACACACGCAAGUUAUGUUUAUACGCACGCAAUCCCACGAUAAUCCAGCGCAGGGUAGCACCUGCCUGCCUUUAGCUAACAAAAUCGGAUUAGGACAAGGAUUAGGACAUAUUUGAUAGUUAGGAGAAAACUGUUACAUUACACUCUGAUUAACAGUUGGUUCGUGCCAUUAGGGUAGGGAGAAUAAUGCAGAAAACGAUGGAACAAUUUGGAAGCGUUUAAUACAGUACGACUUACACAUACUUAAGAAGCAAUUCAAUCAUUUUUAAAACUUUCUCUAGAGACUAAGAACGGGAUUGAUAAAGUAAAAUCUGAUUUUACUUGUGAUAUACAUGGUAGCUCAAAUUGAGCAGAUUUCAAUUAUUAGUUUAGAAACAUAUAGUAUAGUAGUAAUAGGGCAAACUGAGUUCAAACAAAAGACUUGACCGAAAAAAGACAUUGAUAGCAAUUUUAUUGAGAACUAAAGACAGUUGAAUUUUUUAGUUAAGAAGCCAAUCAGAAAUAAAAAGUUUUGUUAAGUUGAA
Molecule: messenger RNA, 7138 nt
Organism: Aedes albopictus (Asian tiger mosquito)
Lineage: Eukaryota; Metazoa; Arthropoda; Insecta; Diptera; Culicidae
Product: semaphorin-5A
Exons: 10
Coding region: 2384-5755 (1123 amino acids)
Biological process (GO): neural crest cell migration; axon guidance; positive regulation of cell migration
Molecular function (GO): chemorepellent activity; semaphorin receptor binding
Source: RefSeq, a predicted model, not a curated record